CAAACGGGAAGUGAGCUCGUUGUUCUUCGGUGGCUGCGGCGCGCGGAAGGCUCGCAGGCCAAAACAACUCUUCCUCUCCUCCUCUCCUUCCUCCUCUUCUUCCUCCUCUUCCUCCUCCUCCUCCUCGCGGACCAUGGACGGGAAUCAGCAUUCUCUUCCUCGAACAUGAGCUCCAGUCCGUCCACAGUGGAUGGCACCGAUAGGCUGUGUGUUUCUGAGCGCGCGCACUCCGUCCCGUCUCCGGUCCUUCACCUGCGCCAUCUUCCUGCUGACGUUUCUGAACAGGAAGUGAUCGCUCUAGCGAUUCCUUUCGGCCGAGUUAGUCAGCUGAUAACGCUGAAGGCCAAAAACCAGGCGUUUUUAGAAAUGGCGUCGGAGGAGGCGGCUGUUACCAUGGUGAACUACUACACCUCAGCCCCGCCCACCAUCAGGAACCAGCCAAUCUUCAUUCAGUACUCCACCCAUCGCGAGCUCAAGACCGACAAUCUGACCAAUCAGAGAGCAGCUCUGCAGGCCAUCAGUGCAGCAGCAGUGCAUUCUGGGAACAUGGCAUCGGGGGGAGAGGGGCGGGGCUUUGCUCCCGGUCAGAGUCCCGUCCUGAGAAUCAUCGUGGAGAAUUUAUUUUACCCGGUUACUCUGGAGGUCCUGCAGCAGAUCUUCAGUAAGUUCGGCUCGGUGUUGAAGAUCAUCACGUUCACCAGAAAUAAUCAGUUUCAGGCUCUGCUGCAGUUCAGUGACACCGUGCACGCUCAGCACGCCAAGGCUUCUCUUGACGGUCAGAACAUCUACAACGGCUGCUGCACGCUGAGGAUCGACUUCUCUAAACUGAGCGCGCUCAACGUGAAGUACAACAAUGACAAGAGCCGAGACUUCACCAGAGCCGACCUCCCGUCCGGAGAACUGGACCCCGCCGCCGCUUUCGGUCUACCUCUCCCUCCGUACGGAGCAGCAGCUUUCCAGCCGACCUUCCACCAACAUACAGGUCUGUCCAUGGCGGCCAUGUCUCCUCCCCGCGUCUCCCUGCAGGUGGCGCCUCCUGCUGGUCACUCGGUGCUGCUGGUGUCCAGCCUGAACCCGGAGAGCGCAACGCCGCUCAGCCUCUUCGUUUUGUUCGGUGUUUACGGGGACGUUCAGAGAGUUAAAAUCCUCUUCAACAAGAAGGAGAACGCUCUGGUUCAGAUGAGCGACGCCACUCAGGCUCAACUCGCGAUGAGUCACCUCAACGGGCAGCGUCUCCACGGUAACGUGAUUCGGGUGAUGCCGUCCAGGCACCCCGUGGUGCAGCUGCCCCGCGGGGGGGCGGGGCAAGAGGAGCAGACGCUGACCCGGGACUUCUCAGGCUCCUCCCUCCACCGCUUCAAAAAGCCCGGAUCCAAAAACUUUAACAACAUCUUCCCACCGUCGGCGACGCUGCACCUCUCGAACAUCCCGUCAUCGGUCAGCGAGGAGGUGUUGAAGGAUUUGUUUUCCUCCAGCGGAUUCACCGUAAAAGCCUUCAAGUUUUUCCAGAAGGACAGGAAGAUGGCUCUGAUGCAGCUGGCGUCUGUGGAGGAAGCCAUCGAGGCUCUAAUUGCUCUGCACGACCACCAGCUGGACCACAACCAGCACCUCCGGGUCUCCUUCUCCAAGUCCACCAUCUGACGUCCGGGUCUCCUUCUCCAAGUCCACCAUCUGACCUCCCCUAGUCUCCUUCUUCCUCCUAGUCUCCUUCUCCAAGUCCAACAUCUGACCUCCGGGUCUCCUUCUCCAAGUCCACCAUCUGACCUCCCCUAGUCUCCUUCUUCCUCCUAGUCUCCUUCUCCAAUUCCACCAUCUGACCUCCCCUAGUCUCCUUCUUCCUCCUAGUCUCCUUCUCCAAGUCCACCAUCUGACCUCCUAGUCUCCUUCUCCAAGUCCACCAUCUGACCUCCUAGUCUCCUUCUCCAAGUCCACCAUCUGACCUCCUAGUCUCCUCCUCCAAGUCCACCAUCUGACCUCCUAGUCUCCUCCUCCAAGUCCACCAUCUGACCUCCUAGUCUCCUUCUCCUACUGUUUACUGACUCCGACCCUUUUAUCUGCCCUUUGACCCUUGGAGCUGACGAGCUGGUCUUCGGGGCUUCUGAUUGGCCCACGGUGGGAACAAACGGACCAAUGAGAGCUUCCUGUGCCUACAAACACUCUGACAUCACAGUGGCGGAAGAUGUCACAACGCAGGGGGGUCGCCAUGGUUACAGAGGUUACACAGCACAUUCCUGAGCUACCAGUAGCAGUGCAUUGUGGGUAAUGGAGACCAACAAGCCACUAAUGUAAGCUGAAAUGUUUUCAUCUGAAUGUUAAAUUAAUGUGAUGAAAGAAAAAAAUCUUCGAUUAAAAAAAAAGAAUCCUGCUUUUUCUCAAAAUCCCCAAAUAAUGGAAAUAUUUAAUAUUUUGUUUUUCUUUUCUGUUUUUAUUUAAAGCUACUCAGCAUGGAUACAAAUUGAAUCAGAUAUUUAUUGAGAUUGUUUUUUGUUUUUUUAAAUUUUUAAAUCAUUGUUUUUUAACUGAGUUCCCCUUUUUUAUUGUUUGAAAUUUAAAUCGUAAACUGCCUUUUACAAGAGUUAACUGUUUCUGAAUCGUCAGCCUCGUGCUGCCGUCCGAUUGGCUUAAAUUUACGAAGAUCGUAGACAUUUGGCUGCGAUCUCAACAAACUGUCUUCUGUGCCUUAUUUCCAUGAAUUGUUCUGCUGGUUUUUUUUUUAUUAGUCUGCUGUUCGGUGGCGGGUUGUGUUGACGACUUCAAUUGAGUUUAUUUCAGUUAGUUCAGAGUAAUUUGGGGUUUGCUGUCGUAUUUUGGGAGUGUUUUUUAAUCAUGAAUGUGUUUUUACUGUCCAACAUGACAUAAAUAGAGCUUUCCAUGUCCCGCCUGUCGUACCUGUGUGUGUGUAUUUAUACAUCUGUAUGUGUCUAUAUAUAUAUAUGUUUGUAUGUGUGUGUGUGUGUGUAAGAAGAUGAGCUGUGAUUGGUUUGAUCUUUAAGUUUCAGACCUUUUUUACUAUUAAAUAAUAUUGAAUUCAAA
Messenger RNA from Cyclopterus lumpus (lumpfish), 3033 nucleotides. RefSeq names its product polypyrimidine tract-binding protein 3-like. Gene Ontology annotation, biological process: mRNA processing; regulation of RNA splicing. The transcript has 15 exons. The record is from RefSeq and is a predicted model, not a curated record. Gene Ontology annotation, cellular component: nucleus. Gene Ontology annotation, molecular function: mRNA binding. NCBI's taxonomy places the organism in Eukaryota, Metazoa, Chordata, Actinopteri, Perciformes, Cyclopteridae. The coding region runs from base 166 to 1641 and encodes 491 amino acids.